This is a messenger RNA of Pieris napi, 2841 nucleotides long. RefSeq names its product ubiquitin-conjugating enzyme E2 R2. NCBI's taxonomy places the organism in Eukaryota, Metazoa, Arthropoda, Insecta, Lepidoptera, Pieridae. Gene Ontology annotation, biological process: protein polyubiquitination; ubiquitin-dependent protein catabolic process. Gene Ontology annotation, molecular function: ubiquitin conjugating enzyme activity. The transcript has 5 exons. The record is from RefSeq and is a predicted model, not a curated record. Bases 435 to 1157 code for a protein of 240 amino acids.
CCGCCUGCGUCACAUCACUGCGCAAUCAAGCACGGAAAUAACAGCUGUUCAGUGUUCUACAAUAUUCGUUCGGGCAACUCAGCUACAGCAAGCAGCAGCUGUAUUCGGAUAAAGACGCAGCCGUUUUCCUUGAAAAUUGCGAUUGUUUGGAUAUAAAAUAGUCGCUUUGUCAUUGUUUUUUGUUGAACGGUAAAGAUUACUUUUUCUUUGAGUUUGUCAAGUUAUUAUAACGGUGCUAGUGUGAUUCAUUACAUGCGUGAGGUAUUGAUGAUGUUUACUAAAAUUUGCCCGUUGUUAUUGUGACUCGAAUGGUUGAAAUGCCUCGUGAAUACGUGGACGCUGAGGUGAGAAGUGUGUUAUGUCAAUAGAAUCUCAACGCUUAGAUAGCAAUAUUAGUGUUAAAAUUGUUAUAACUAGGACGAAAAGUUAAUAAAAUGUCUAGUACGGUGCCGACCAGUUCUGCUCUGAGGGCUUUGGCGUUAGAAUACAAAAGCUUACAAGAGGAGCCAGUAGAGGGUUUUAGGGUGAAAUUGUUGGGAGAGGACAAUUUGUUUGAGUGGGAAGUGGCAAUAUUUGGACCACCAGAUACUUUAUAUCAAGGAGGCUAUUUCAAGGCAUAUAUGAAGUUCCCACCAGAUUAUCCAUAUUCACCACCAACAGUACGAUUUGUAACAAAAGUGUGGCAUCCAAAUGUGUAUGAGAAUGGCGACCUCUGUAUAUCAAUUCUUCAUCCACCAGUCGAUGACCCACAAUCUGGCGAGCUGCCGUGCGAGCGUUGGAACCCGACGCAGUCUGUUCGAACAGUGCUGCUAUCCGUGAUAUCACUCCUGAACGAACCCAAUACCUUUAGCCCGGCUAAUGUUGAUGCUAGUGUGAUGUACCGCCGUUGGCGUGAUUCGAAAGGGAAAGAUAAGGAGUAUGAGAAUAUUAUAAGAAAACAAGCUCAAGUCGCGCGCAUGGAUGCGGAAAAGGAAGGAAUAGUAGUGCCACUUACGUUAGAAGAUUAUUGUAUUAAAACUCGAGUCAAGGCGACGACACAAGAGCCGCAGUUGGACAUGACAGACUUUUAUGAUGACGAUUACGAUCUGGAUUCGGAUUCGGAAGAGGAAAUCGAAGGUGGUGAAGAUGGGGACGACAGUGGCAAUGGAGAGUCGUGAGGCUACCACACUUUCAGGACAGCUCUGACGUUUGACAGAUCGAUGUCAAUUAUCAGAUUGACAGCUGUCCUAGCUACUCGCGUCACAACGAAUGCGAUCUCCGGCGACGCGUACGGACGAUAUAAAUAACUAAAUAUUACAUGACAUGCCAUUAUUUUAACAGCCUGUAUAUAUGUUUAUCUAGGUUAUACAGGUUUUAGAUGUCAAACGAUUCUUCUCUUUGACGUAUUGUCAUACUGACAAUUGACAGUGCUGAAGACGGCUUUGAAUAUGGACAUCAAUCUUAUGAUAUAGCUUUUUUCUAUAAAAUAUAUGAAUUUUAUUGAUGAUUUCGAUAAUAAACCAAAAUGAAUUAAUUCGAAAUUGCGAUAAAUUAUGCAAAAAAGUGUUUGUUCAAACUUUGUUGUCAUUCGGAGAUAAAAAAAUCUUACUAUUACUAAAUUUUUUAUGAAACAGUCUUCUUACACUGUUUUGACAUGAACUGAUCUGUCAUUGCAUCACAGCAUUUGACAGAAAGACGAAUAAUUACUUAAGUAUUUAACAUGAUAUUCAGUAUGAAAUAUAAAAAUUAUUUUUCUAUCAAAUAUGUAUAGUCCGUACCGUUCGCUUAAUGUAUAGAUAAUUUAACACUAAGUAAAUGAAACAUUAAAACAGCCCAAGCCGGGCAAUUGCUAGACAAUUUUGUAAUUAUUUUUAAUCCUAAACUAAAAUAUUUUCUGUGAUUAGUUGCCUAUUUUAGAUGCCUUUAGUUAUUUUGUAACUUUUUCAUUUGCCAUUAGUUUUUCAAUUUUACAUCACAUUUUAGUUGUUCAUUUUAGAGAGAUAUUGUUUUCAGUGUUUUAAAUGUGCUAUUAAAACUCAUUAUUAGUGGCAACACUGUUUUACUAAAAUAUAAAACACAAGAUUUUUAUUUAAUUUCAUAAAAUUUGCUUUGGAGAGUGCAUAGUACUAUAUUAUUUUAUAUAACACUUGAAAACUUUACAAGUAGAAAUGACUUAUUAAAACAUCCAACGGUGUUGCCCUCUUAUUUGGGCUUAUUACUAAUACGCUCAAAUCAAAACUGUAAAAUAAAUUAUAAAUAUAGUACAUUCUUAAGAUAUAUUCAAAGUAUAUAUUAUAGUGAUACGUAAAUAAACGAAAUUAUAUAAGUUAUGUAUAGUUUGCAUUAAGGAAACAUCUAUUGUCAUCAUUGUGAAUUGAUAGGUACAUAAAAAAUAUUUUGCAAAAACCUUUACUUAAACAAAUUUCAUAGUGUUUUCUAAUAAAUAAAAAAGUGAUGUGAUUUGCUUAUGUUUUCUAUAGGACUUAGUAAAAUAGCAGUGAAAUCUAGAAAUAAAAUUCAUUGAACAAACAGUAAAUUGCAAUUUCACCGUUACAUCUUAAAGUACAAGCUAUUAUCACUUUACAAACUGCAUUGUAUGGUUAUAAUGGGACAUCGUGAAUCUCUGGGGCCCAUAUUUUAAGAUGAAUAUUAAAAUUCUUGAGAAUUGUGACCUCUAUUCUUAGAAAGUAACAGUUUCCACGUGGAUUAUGGACCCCAAAUGAUGUGUAACAAAAAUUAUUCAGAUAAUGUGUCCAAUAAUGGUUUAUUUAGUUAAGGUUUUAAUAGUAGAAAUGUUCACAAUGAAAAUGUCAAUAACUUAAUAAUUAGGUUUAUUCAGUAAUAAAGAGCAUGUGUUUUGAA